This is a messenger RNA of Topomyia yanbarensis, 1500 nucleotides long. RefSeq lists its product as uncharacterized. Bases 1 to 1500 code for a protein of 499 amino acids. The record is from RefSeq and is a predicted model, not a curated record. Gene Ontology annotation, molecular function: nucleic acid binding. Lineage: Eukaryota; Metazoa; Arthropoda; Insecta; Diptera; Culicidae. The transcript has a single exon.
AUGACAGACAAUUUGCGUUUCGCCAAGGAAGAGGUACUGGUAUCUACUUUGGUUCACUGGCAGAAACAAUCGCUCAAGCCCGGGGCCGAGGGACAACAUUUAGACAUUGCAGCAAUUGACCUGGCUAAAGCAUACAAUACUGUAUGGCGAAACGGCGUCCUCGAACAACUUCGUGACUGGAGAAUUCAAGGAAGUUUAGGUAUUUACAUCCAACAGUUUCUAACCAACCGACGAUUCAGAGUUGCCAUCGGUGGUACGUUUUCCAAUUUCUUCUCCGAAGACAACGGAGUUCCCCAGGGCUCAGUUUUGUCGGUAACGCUCUUCCUCAUUGCAAUGAACUCCAUUUACCGAUAUCUGCCAAAAGGGAUACAUAUCUUCGUAUAUGCCGAUGAUAUCCUAUUAGUGGUAACCGGUCUCCACCCUAAACGGGUUCGGCGAAAAUUGCAAGCCGCAGUUAAUGCAAUCGGUCGCUGGGCCGAGCAGAAUGGAUUCAACGUAUCGACGAGUAAAAGCGAAAUUACACAUCUCUGUGGGACACAUCAUCGUGCCACUGACCGACCGGUCACACUAAAUGGUUAUACGCUACGCUACCGAAAGGAACCUGUCAUACUAGGUGUUUCAAUCGACCGUACUGGCACUUUCGGACCACACUUUCGCAGGGUUAAGAAUGACUGCAAAAGUCGUCGCAGAUUGGUUCGUGCGAUAAGUAACCGACACCGCAGGACUAAUCGACACACAAUCCUUAAUAUAAGUCAGAGCUUAAUAACCAGCAAAAUUCUUUACGGAAUCGAGCUCACAAGGUCUUCCUCCGACUUGCUUGUACGCACGCUUGCUCCGGUAUACAACGGAUCCAUCCGUUCCGCUUCUAGUCUCCUACCCAGUUCACCUACGGAAGCUUCGUGCGUCGAAUCUGGCCUGCUUCCAUUCCCCUGGUUCGUAGCCUCCAGCAUCAUCAAACGUGCUGUUGCGUUCGUAGAGAAAACCACUGGAAACGAUUGUUGCUUGUUGAACACUGCCAGGAACGUUUACAAUCAGUUCACCGGAGAAGACUUACCAGAAAUCGCCAAUGUGCCUCGAGUUUUCCGUCGAAGCUGGUACGAUCGAGGUCCAAACAUCAACCUUUCCUUGACUAAAAAGAUCAAGGCUGGAGAUCCACCUGGCGUAAUUCUUGCGCAGUUCAACAAACUAGCUAGCAAAUACGGCAACCAUCUUAAACUGUACACCGACGGAUCCAAAUUGGACGAUCAAGUCGGCUUCGGAGUACAUGGUCUUGAUAUUUACCUCGCCCGCAAACUUCCAGCGAGCUGCUCAGUUUUUUCAGCUGAGGCAGCCGCUAUCUUGUUAGCUACUCUCAAGAAGCCCCCUGAUAUUCCAGUAGUCAUCUUUUCUGACUCGCUUUCAGUGCUCAACGCACUUGACAAAGGGAUAUCCCGUCAUCCCUUCGUCCAGGCAAUUGAAGACGCCUUGGAUCCUCUAACCACGUUAUGUUGGAUCCCCUGA